Messenger RNA from Cucurbita pepo subsp. pepo (vegetable marrow), 1838 nucleotides. RefSeq lists its product as uncharacterized. Gene Ontology annotation, molecular function: ubiquitin protein ligase activity. The record is from RefSeq and is a predicted model, not a curated record. Lineage: Eukaryota; Viridiplantae; Streptophyta; Magnoliopsida; Cucurbitales; Cucurbitaceae.
CUUGGAACGCAAAAAAGUGGAAAACCCAACAAAAAAAAAAGAGAGGAAAAAAGUUGUUCACAGGUUCCUGAGCCUGUGAGAGACUGCUCUCUCUAUGAUGCCGCUUACCCACAAACUCUAACAACAAGACAAACAGAGCCCACCUAACAGCACCACCACCACCACCUCUCUUUUUAAUCACUAAUUUCUUCCCCUUCUUCUUCUUCUUCUUCUUCUUCUUCUUCUUCUUCUUCCUCUGCGUUCAAAUCUGGGAAUGGAACAAAGAGAUUCAUUAAACUAAAGUUCUUUAAAGUUUAUGCUUUUCUCUCUUUCAACUCAAUUCAUUCCCUUUCACUUUCUGUUCUAAAACCCUUAAAUCGCCUCUAUUUGUUUGUUUUUCCAUUCAUUCCUUCUUCUUCUCCAGUUUCCUUGUUUAAGAAUCAUGCCUGUUGCUCCACAGACUUCUACAAUUGGUGAACACAUCAAUUUGAGAAGACCCAGAAGCCAUUUCAGCCAACCCAUUUCAGAAUCAGAUCCAAACCCAUCAAUCCCUUCGAUUAUUCAAUCCACUCGCUGCAAAUCCACCAUUUCUUCUCUUCUUCUCUCUACCUUUUCCAAUAAUUCAACCACCGCCGCCAAUGAAUGCUUACCCUCUUCCAUUGCCACGAUCAGGAAGAAGAAUAACUUUUCUUCUGCAACUUUCAGGGGACUCGGUUGCACCAACGCUGCUUCUCAGCAGGUAUCGGUUCCGGCUGUAAUUCGAACUUCAGCGGAUUGGGAAAAGAAGAAAACGAGGAAAAAAAAGCAGAAGAACUCCAAGAACAAAACCCAUCAAGGAAUUGUUGAUGCCUCUCAUUUUCAUCCUAAUUCGAGUAUCAAUUCUGCUAGCUGCUUAGACGCUCAAGAUGUUUGGUGUGGCCCUGGAAUUGAAUUCGCCGCAGAUGCGGCUGCUUCUGUGGAUUGCGUUGUUGCUAGACGGCAUGCUUCUGGAAGGGGAAAAAUCGAUUUGGAGAAGAUUAAUCAGAGGGAGCGUUCUUCUUUAGGAGGAAGACGAACUGUGAAUCCCGAGACCCUUUUAUAUUUGGAUUCUGAUUCUGAUCUUCCAACUGCUCGAACAUUUGAACUGUCUCGGAGUCGAUAUUAUCGCCAUGUUCGACAUCCAUCCCCUGAUGGCCUUGCCGAGAUUAUGAUGUUUCAGAGCGGGUUGCUGAUGGGUGGAAGAUUCGACAUACACGACCAGUUUAGGGAAUUGCGGCUUGAUGUCGAUAAUAUGUCGUACGAGGAGCUGCUUGAGCUCGGUGAAAGGAUUGGGCAUGUCAGUACUGGGCUGAAAGAAGACGAGAUGGGAAGGUGCAUUAGAACAAUGAAGCCCCUUGCUGUAAAUGAGCUAACAACAACUCACUUGCUAUCUCAAAUGGAUCGGAAGUGCAGCAUCUGUCAGCAGGAGGAGUAUGAUCCAGAUGAUAAAAUGGGUAAGCUGGAAUGUGGGCAUGGGUAUCACGUAGAGUGUAUAAAGCAGUGGCUUGCGCAGAAGAAUGCGUGCCCGGUGUGUAAGACAGCGGCGGUGGGCCGUGGUUGAAUGGUUAGUUCAUCAAUGUGUAGCACUUGUUCGACUCAACCUGCUUGCUUUUCUCCUCCCUAUGUGGUGUAUAGAUUUCAUUUGCCUUGUUAUAUGAGCUAAAGCAUUCGUUCAUUUGUGUGAAGCUGCUUCCUUUUCUGCUUAUAAUUGAUAUGAUGGGCGCCAUUUUGUUGUUCCUCAGUUGUCUAGAGAUUUUAUGUAAUGAUUUUGGAUUGACUUGAUUGCAUAUCUUUAAGACCUCAAGGUUCAAUGCCUGCCUUUCUUGUGUUCUUCUGGGUAC